AUCUUCUCCGAUAUUCUAAACCCUGAGAAUGGUCACAAAUUCUCUAACUCUCUCUCUCUCUCUCUAGUAGAAAACAUGGAGAUAUCAGUUGCAUCGGUAACAGUUUCUGUAGCUGUAGUUGUUGUGUCGUGGUGGGUAUGGAGAACUUUACAGUGGGUUUGGUUUAAACCAAAGAUGCUUGAGAGUUACCUGAGAAGACAAGGUCUUGCUGGAACUCCUUACACGCCUCUUGUCGGUGAUUUGAAGAAGAAUUUUAGCAUGCGGGCUGAGGCAAGAUCCAAACCCAUCAACCUAACGGAUGAUAUCACACCACGUAUCGUACCUUAUCCGUUGCAAAUGCUCAAGACUCAUGGGAGGACUUUCUUUACAUGGUUUGGAGCCAUACCAACAAUCACCAUAAUGGAUCCUGAGCAAAUCACAGAAGUGCUCAACAAAGUUUAUGAUUUCCAGAAGGCACAUACGUUUCCUCUGGGCAGAUUAAUAGCCACUGGAGUCCUUAGUUAUGAUGGUGAUAAAUGGGCGAAACACCGAAGAAUCAUCAACCCGGCUUUCCACCUUGAGAAGAUCAAGAAUAUGGUACCUGCGUUCCACCAGAGCUGCAGCGAGAUUGUUUGCAAAUGGGACAAGUUAGUGUCGGAUAAAGAGUCAUCAUGUGAGGUAGAUGUUUGGCCUGGGCUUGUGAGUAUGACUGCAGAUGUGAUCUCCCGUACUGCUUUUGGCAGCAGCUGCGUAGAAGGGCAGAGGAUAUUUGAGCUCCAAGCAGAACUAGCACAGCUCAUCAUUCAAACGGUUAGGAAAGCUUUCAUCCCUGGAUAUAGUUAUCUCCCAACAAAAGGUAACAGAAGGAUGAAAGCAAAAGCAAGAGAAAUCCAAGUUAUACUGAGAGGGAUCGUUAACAAAAGGUUAAGGGCCAGAGAAGCUGGUGAAGCACCAAACGACGAUUUACUGGGAAUACUUCUUGAAUCGAAUUUGGGGCAAACGAAAGGAAACGGAAUGAGUACCGAGGAUCUGAUGGAGGAGUGCAAGUUGUUCUAUUUCGUCGGGCAAGAGACAACAUCAGUACUUCUGGUUUGGACAAUGGUUCUGUUAAGUCAACACCAAGAUUGGCAGGCUCGUGCACGAGAAGAAGUGAAGCAAGUGUUUGGCGAUAAAGAACCUGAUGCAGAAGGACUCAACCAGCUCAAAGUUAUGACGAUGAUAUUAUAUGAGGUCCUUAGGCUAUAUCCUCCAAUACCUCAGCUGAGCAGAGCCAUUCACAAAGAGAUGGAGCUUGGAGAUCUGACACUACCAGGCGGCGUUCUGAUCAAUCUACCUAUCCUUCUAGUCCAACGCGACACGGAGCUGUGGGGAAACGAUGCAGGAGAGUUCAAGCCAGAUAGAUUCAAAGACGGUCUCUCAAAGGCAACAAAGAACCAAGCCUCCUUCUUUCCUUUUGCGUGGGGAUCGAGGAUCUGCAUUGGCCAGAAUUUUGCAUUGCUUGAGGCAAAGAUGGCAAUGGCAUUGAUACUCCAGAGAUUCUCCUUUGAGCUUUCUCCUUCCUAUGUUCACGCACCUUACACAGUCUUCACCAUUCACCCACAGUUCGGUGCUCCUCUUAUCAUGCACAAGCUCUAAUCGUUCGUAGCAACCCAUUUUGUUGUUAUCAAAUAUACUUUCCAUUCACAGAUGAAACAAUUCCAUAUCAGUCUACCUAUAAUGCUAGUCCAACGCGACACCAUGAUGUGGGAAUUCAAGCCUGAGAGAUUCAAAGACGGUCUUUCAAAGGCAACAAAGAGCCACGUCUCCUUCUUUCCAUUUGCAUGGGGACCGAAGAUAUGCAUCGGCCAGAAUUUUGCCAUGUUGGAGGCAAAGAUGGCAAUGGCGUUGAUUCUACAGAGAUUCUCCUUCGAGCUUUCUCCUUCCUAUGUUCAUGCGCCUCAAAUAGUCGUCACCAUUCACCCACAGUUCGGUGCACAUCUUAUCCUGCGCAAGCUGUAAUUCUAGAAUCCCAUGUGCUCUUGUCAGAUAAACAGAGGAAAAUAAACCAGAUCAUAGUAUAAAACUCAAAUCUUUUUAUUAAUUGAAUUCAGAACUUUGUGCUCACAUAUGUCUUGACAAACCAAAAUAUUUCCAAGAAAAAGAGUGAAACGCAUGGACCAAUAUA
This is a messenger RNA of Arabidopsis thaliana (thale cress), 2143 nucleotides long. It is a transcript of the gene CYP72A11, whose product is annotated as cytochrome P450, family 72, subfamily A, polypeptide 11. NCBI's taxonomy places the organism in Eukaryota, Viridiplantae, Streptophyta, Magnoliopsida, Brassicales, Brassicaceae. Gene Ontology annotation, molecular function: monooxygenase activity; iron ion binding; oxidoreductase activity. Gene Ontology annotation, cellular component: membrane. The transcript has 5 exons. The coding region runs from base 76 to 1614 and encodes 512 amino acids. The record is from RefSeq and is marked reviewed.